GUGUUGCAGCAUGUCGUCACUGUAAUAAACACCAGCACACUGUCUGCUAAACUACAGCGUUGCUUUUAAACAGCGCGAAAAGACGCAGUUGAAAAUUAUUCCGUUACUACCAGAGACUGAAGAACAUGACCUCUUCCAUCAGCGCAGACAGCGGGAUGGUAGUCAUCACCCAGCUUUCCCUGCCUGCUCCCGCUGCGGCUCCGAGGGGCCAGGUGGAGCCCGGUACUGCGUUAUCUACAGAGUCAUACCAGAUUAAGGCGUUUCUCAAAGGAAAGCCGAAAGUGCUCGGGGGCCUCCAGAUCUGCAUCGGGGUGCUGAACAUGGUGUUUGGUGCGGUUCUGACAUUGAGUGGGAACAUUAGUACAGCUAUUACAGGAGCCCCAUACUGGACUGGGGCUUUGUACAUCAUUUCUGGAUCUCUCUCUAUCCCAGCUCCUAAUGUUAGGCUGAUCAAGGCAGCCCUGGGUAUGAAUGUGGUGAGCAGCGUUGCAGCUGUUCUUGGAAUAUGCAAUUACAGCAUCGAUAUCGUCAUUUCUACUAUACAACGAUAUUGCUAUGGAUAUUACGAUCAGUUCUGUUGGGGAUAUGUUAAUAAAGAGACUGUCCUAAACACAGUGCCUCUGAUCCUAACCCUGCUGGAGUUCUGCUUGGCCAUCUCUGUGGCUGCCUUUGGGUGUAAAGCGGUCUGCCACGACUCCUCCACGCCUGCGGUUGUCGUGUACAAUUCCUUCAGCCCUGCGGAGGUUCGGGUGCAGAAUCUCUACAGUGAGACUAAGGAUGCACCUCCGUCCUAUACAGAGUGACCAAGAGGAGGAUUCAUCCCACAAAUACAAUACCAGGGAUGGGACUAACACUCCUGUUGCAAAGCAAUCUGAUCCAUUCCUGGUUUUACUAGGAUUUAGACACCUGAGCCUGGUACCUACACACUGUGGUUUCUCAACGCAUCUCUAGCCCCUCUGUGGUGGAACCAGCUAUCGGAGAACCUCAGGACUCCUCCGUCUCUCACUGCCUCCCUCCACCCCCUCAAGACCCCCCUGUUCAGACUGCGCUUGUAAUCUCUUGAUCUGCCCCUCCUGCUCUGCACUGGACUCGCCUGACCUCAGCACCAUGUUACUGGAUCCUCGGCUGAUGCGCUAUCCUUGCACUAUUGCACUGCUAAUAAGUCAUUGUAGAUAUAACUUGUUGUAAUCCUAACUUGUUGCGUCCUAUUUCAUAUUGUAUUUUAGCACUACCAUUUGCAAUUACUGUAAGCUACACUGUAUUUAAUAUAAAUGUUGCAUUGUAGCCCUGUACUGCCCUGUAACACCUGCAAGUCAAUAAGACUCCCCAUUGCAGAGCAGUUUGAUCCAUUCCUGGUUUUACUAAGAGUUUAAUAAGACACACCUGAGCUUGUUACCUAUACACACUGGGGCUAAUCAAGCUCCUAGUAAAACCUGGAAUUGCUAUGCAAUAGGAGUUAUUACCAUCCCUGCAAUUACAAAUCAACCCAUAAAUAGUAAGUCAUGGCAUUCUUCUUGAGUGCCUUCAGAAGUAUGAUCUCUGGAACCUGUCACUCCUGGGUGUCUUCUUGCCUGUCCGGACGCAUGCAGUCUGUUUUCUAUGCUGGACGCAGUGGUGUCGCAAACCCAGUCACUUGUGGUGUCCCUCAAGGGUCUGUUCUUGGGCUUCUUCUCUUCAACAUCUACAUGCUUCCUUCAUGUUUCACUCCUAUGCUGAGGACACCCAGCUCUACUUAAAACUAGACCCUGGAUGAUCCACUGGCAUGGUCCGACUCUCGGAUUGCAUUCAAGACAUCGAGGCCUGGAUGUUUGCUAAUGUUCUUCAGCUCAACAAAUCUGAACUCUUUCUAGUAGGAUCUAAAACUCAAUUUAACAAUCUCAAUAUAGCUGCCCUGAACCUCCGGAACUGUCUGCUGCUGCCUUCCCCCACAGUACGAAGCGUUGGUGUACUUCUGGACAGCAACCUCUCCUUUGAUGCCCACAUUUGCUCCGUGGUCAAAUCUUCCUUCGAAACAUCUCUGUCCCCACCUUUCCCUCCCAGAUGCGGAGAUACUCUGUCAUGCAUCUCCUCUCAGCUCAACUGCUGCAACUCUCUCUAUGGUGUUCUCCCUCCACGCUCCAUCAACUGACUGCAGCUAGUUCAGAAUGCCGCUCCCAGGAUCCUUACCAGAUGUAAAAAACAUGAUCGCAUCACCCCCCUGUCUUGCCCAGCUGCCCUGGCUACCUGUAAAGUUCAGCAUUACUUUCAAAACUCUCCCACCGUCGCUCGCUUUAAAUCAGCUCCCAAGCCACUUGUUCUCUCUCGCUCCCCCUGCUCUUUAAGCCUGAUGUCUGUUAUUAGCUGCUGUGUUGUAGCUAUUUUUUUUUCUCUCACAUCCACAGUGUUUUAGAUUUGUAUUUCAUGUAUUAUGCACUUUCCACUGUAUUUAAUGCAUUAUGCAUGUUUAUUUUUUACUGUACAUCAUGUAUUCUGCAUUUCUCUGUAUUUAAAGUAUCAUGGAUUUUCUGGUUGUUACUGCAUCUUGUAAAGCGCUUUGUGAUGGUGGUCCUCUAUGAAAGGCGCUAUAUAAAAUAAAGAUGGAUUGACUGAC
Messenger RNA from Acipenser ruthenus (sterlet), 2590 nucleotides. RefSeq names its product membrane-spanning 4-domains subfamily A member 4D-like. Gene Ontology annotation, cellular component: membrane. NCBI's taxonomy places the organism in Eukaryota, Metazoa, Chordata, Actinopteri, Acipenseriformes, Acipenseridae. The transcript is spliced from 7 exons. The record is from RefSeq and is a predicted model, not a curated record. The coding region runs from base 126 to 803 and encodes 225 amino acids.